Messenger RNA from Ylistrum balloti, 516 nucleotides. Its product is annotated as collectin-12-like. The record is from RefSeq and is a predicted model, not a curated record. The coding region runs from base 1 to 516 and encodes 171 amino acids. Lineage: Eukaryota; Metazoa; Mollusca; Bivalvia; Pectinida; Pectinidae. The transcript has 3 exons.
AUGGUUCAGUAUUGUUCGGGAGACAACGAUACAGAUGUGGUUCGGUUCCUCGAUACUCUGACUGAUCGGACCGGAGCGAAAGCCUAUCGCCUGGCAUCAAAAUGUGACAGCGCCGGCUACACUUUGAAUAGGAUGACCGGCCAAUGUCUGAAAGUUGUGUUAACGACAAAAAGUUAUGUAGACGCCAAGCAAUACUGUGAAGAUGAGGGAGGUGUCUUAGCGAAGCUAGAGAGUACAGAGAGGAUGAUAGGAGCAAUCAACAUCACACUGAUAUAUUCCGAUAAAAAUGGAUAUCUGGUUGGGGCGACAGACAUAGCGUCAGAAGGUGUUUGGACCUGGCAAGAUGGCACACCUGUAGAAGGAAUCGACGUUCUCUUCAACAACUAUGAUGCCAAGUAUGAACCAGGACGUCCAGCUGACUGUGGCUCCUUAUAUAAAAGUGUUAGGAUAGGAGACAACAGGUGUUUUGAGAAGAGACAAUUCAUUUGUGAACGAAGAGACUUGGAACCGCUUUGA